AUGAUCCUCAUUGAUGGGAUGAUCCUCAUUGAUGAGCCCAUCCCCAUUGAUGAGCCGAUCCCCAUUGAUGAGCCGAUCCCCAUUGAUGAGCCCAGCCCUGUUGAUGAGCUCAACCCCAUUGAUGGGAUGAUCCCCAUUGAUGAGCCCAUCCCCAUUGAUGGGACGAUCCCCAUUGAUGAGCUGUUCCCCAUUGAUGACCCGAUCCCCAUUGAUGACCCGAUCCCCAUUGAUGGGAUGAUCCCCAUUGAUGAGCCCAACCCCAUUGAUGACCCGAUCCCCAUUGAUGACCCGAUCCCCAUUGAUGAGCCCAGACCCAUUGAUGACCCGAUCCCCAUUGAUGAGCUGAUCCCCAUUGAUGAGCCCAUCCCCACCGAUGGCUGCCUGCCCUCCCGGGGCCGCCCUGUGCUGCUAACGAGGUGGGUCCUGUUGGGUUCACGGAGCGCUUUGAUCGGCCAUGGGGAGUCCUGGGUGGGGUGGGGGCUGUUUGAGCGGGGUGGGCAAUGGGGAACGGAGGGGGAGUGGGAGAGGAGGCAUCAACCAGGACCUGGGGCUGCCAGGACAGGAUGCAUCCAACAGGACCUGGCAGGGCCGCGCCCGCGGGCGCCUAUAAAAGGGGCGCGGGGCGCGGAGCGGCACUUCCCGGUCCCGCCCGGCCCGGCACCACCUCGGGCCGUCCCACCGCAGCCCGGCAUGGCCCGCUACCGGCGCAGCAGGACCCGCAGCCGCAGCCGCCGCCGCCGCCGCUCCCGCCGCCGCCGCAGCUCCCGACGCCGCCGCUACGGGAGGUCCCGGCGCUCCUACCGCUCCGUGGGGAGACGACGCCGCCGCUACGGGAGACGCCGCCGCCGCCGCCGCCGCUAUUGAGCCGACACCGACACCGGCACCGGCACCGGCACCGCCACGCCGCGUCCCACCCGCGGCCCCGCGCUGCCGCUCCGCCAAUAAACUGCCGUGGCACCGGG
Molecule: messenger RNA, 962 nt
Organism: Coturnix japonica (Japanese quail)
Lineage: Eukaryota; Metazoa; Chordata; Aves; Galliformes; Phasianidae
Source: RefSeq, a predicted model, not a curated record